GAGUAAUUCCGAAAUCUAGUCAUUGUCAGCCUCCCAAACGCAGAGUCAACAACUCAUACGCCAAACCCAUGAGUGGCAAAUUGUUACAUCUUAGCAAGCUUGGUUAUGCCUUUGUCAUCGCUAAUCUCAUUCAAUACACUCCAUUCUUCAUCCUUCCACAGCCAAACGGUGAUGUCUUGGCAAGCCCCAUAAGCAGGUCGGAGCGUAGGUCAGCUGGAGUUCAGAUUCUGCAAAUUUGGCAGGCCUUCUAAGCUUAGAAUCCACAUGCGGCUCAGGCUGCCUUGCUCUUUGUGGGUCGCUAAACGAAAUGCG
Pyricularia grisea is the source of this 312-nucleotide messenger RNA. RefSeq lists its product as uncharacterized. The transcript has 2 exons. The record is from RefSeq and is a predicted model, not a curated record. Bases 69 to 251 code for a protein of 60 amino acids. NCBI's taxonomy places the organism in Eukaryota, Fungi, Ascomycota, Sordariomycetes, Magnaporthales, Pyriculariaceae.